Drosophila grimshawi is the source of this 2092-nucleotide messenger RNA. RefSeq names its product geranylgeranyl transferase type-2 subunit alpha (gene RabGGTa). Gene Ontology annotation, biological process: protein geranylgeranylation. The coding region runs from base 100 to 1608 and encodes 502 amino acids. Gene Ontology annotation, molecular function: Rab geranylgeranyltransferase activity. The record is from RefSeq and is a predicted model, not a curated record. Gene Ontology annotation, cellular component: cytoplasm; Rab-protein geranylgeranyltransferase complex. The transcript is spliced from 2 exons. NCBI's taxonomy places the organism in Eukaryota, Metazoa, Arthropoda, Insecta, Diptera, Drosophilidae.
AGCUGUUUCUUGUCUUCUUCUUGCGACAGCUUAGUGAAUUCGCAUAUUAAUAUUGUUUGGACUAUUAGCAAAUAUUAAUAUUGUAAAACCUAGGUAAAAAUGCACGGUCGUGUCAAGGUGCGAACCACAGAGGAGGAGCGCGAGCGCAAAAAGAAGGAGCAGGUGCUAAAAAUGCGCGCUUAUCGCGCCGCAAUGACCCGCAUCCAGAUAAAGCGCAGCAGCGGCGAACUCGAUGACGAAUUACUCAAUCUAACGGUGCAAAUACUGCUGCGUAAUCCAGACGUGAGCACCCUGUGGAACAUACGACGCGAGUGUGUGCUGGCCAAGACGGCACAGUUGCAACAGGCAAUGCAAGCGCAAGAAAAAGCUCCAGCCCCAAAAGCAAGCGAGCAGACCGAAAAAGAAGAGGAAGAGAAAGAGCAAGAGCAAGCUAAAGAAGAAGGAGAUGGCGAUAAGAAGUCGGCAACUUAUUCGGAACAGUUGCAGACGGUUUAUGCCACCGAACUGGAUCUCACCGAGCAGUGCUUGAUGGUCAAUCCCAAGUCGUAUAAUAGCUGGCACCAUCGCUGCUGGACACUGGAGCAGAAUCCGGAGGCCAACUGGCAACGUGAGCUGCAAUUGUGCAACAAGUAUUUGAAAUUCGAUGAGCGUAAUUUUCACACCUGGGACUAUAGACGCUAUGUGAGCGCUAAGGCGGCGGUGCCUGCAGAGCAGGAGCUCGACUUUUGCACCGAGAAAAUCAAAGUGAAUUUCUCCAACUAUUCCAGCUGGCAUCAUCGCAGCCUGCUGCUGCCCAAACUCUAUCCCAACGAGCUGAAGGAGCGGCCCAUGAGUGAACAGAAGCUGAAACAGGAGCUCGAAAUGGUGUUAACGGCUGCGUUUACCGAUCCCAACGAUAGUAGCGCCUGGUUCUAUCAGCGCUGGCUCCUUGGCGGCGGCGUGCAGCGGGAGGAAUCCGCUGAAAUUGUUGCCUUUCGUUGCUGGCCCCACAAAGCGGAGCUGGCACUGAAGACAUCCUGUCCAGAGAUGGUACAGCUAAAAAUUCAUCUGAUCAGCGCGCAAAAUUCGCUGGAAUUGGACAACUGGUUGCCCAUGGACGCGAAUAAAACGCAAUGGGAAUGCGGCAGCAUCGACUUGCAUGCCAAUAGCAACUAUAUUUUAGAAUCAGAUGGACAACGACUGCCCCUCUCCGUACACCCCAAAGAUGAAAGCCUUUACUGCUUUGUGCCACCGCAUUCCAUUUCCACUAGUUGCAGCAAGGAGCUGCUGGCGGAGCUGCAAACACAAUUGAAAUCUUGCAUGGAUUUGUUGGACUAUGAGCCGGACAGCAAGUGGACGCUGCUGACGAGUGCGCUGCUCAUGCGAGCCAUCGAUGUGGACAAGUAUCAUGAGCAGAGUCUGGCGCAUUUGAUCAAAUUGGAGCAGGUCGAUGCACUGCGUCAGGGCUACUAUCAGGACUUGGCACAGCGCUGGAACAUGGAAAUUGCAUUGGCCAAGUGGCCGGAAACUAAACACUUUCCCCUAGUAUUUGAAAUGCCCGGCAAGAUGAAAAGGACUCCAUAUGUUCAGUAUCUAAUUGUUGCUGAUGCUAUCAUCGAGUGUGACUGAAUUUAAGGGCUCUCUCUGAUGUCAGCCGCAGUUUCUUUGGUUAUUGGUCAUCUCAUUUAGCACGCCAUCAUUCUAAGUGUCUAUUUAUUAACACCAAUUGCAGUGAUCGCUCGCAGAAUAUAAUCAAAUUCACAACUUGAAUUUCUUGUUUUUCAGAGAUGUGGCCUUUAUAAAGCUCAAAAAUUUUUGGUGCAGAGAUCUAAAUUACUUGCAAUGAUAAAUCCGUUUUGGAUAUCAUUUUCCAACAAUAUUAAUCAAAAUAUACAUUUAAGAGCUUAUCAUUACUGGUGAUUGGUGACUGGUAAUAAAUGCAGCGCAUAAACUAUUAUUUAUAUUUCAAGCAUUUCCUUAUUUUAUCGACGAUAACUUUAGUGUUACGGUUCUUUGUAUAUAUAUUUAAUAUAAUCACUGCUGAAUAAAUAUGUAAUCAAACAAAAUUUAGCAAUUGUUUUAACAUUAAUUGCCAAUCAAAUAAUUUUGUUUU